AUGCGUUACACUGUUGCCGCCGCUCUCCUGGCCUCUUCGGCCAUGGCCACCAAGGACGUUGUCUACCAGACUGAGCUCGUCACCAUCACCUCUUGCGGUCCUGAGGUCACCAACUGCCCUGCUCGAUCCACCGUCGUCAGCACCACCUCUUACCCCGUUGUCGAGACCUCUGAGGCUCCCAUCCCCACCUACGAGGCUCCCGAGCCUACCUCUGAGGCUCCCGAGACCACUGAGGUUCCUCUGACCACCUCCACCAUCUACAGCACCAACAUCAAGACCAUCACCUCUUGCGGUCCCGAGGUCACCAACUGCCCUGCUCGAUCCACUGUCGUCACCACCGAGACCUACGCUGUUUCCACCACCGUCUGCCCUGUUGGUGAGCCCAGCAAGCCCGCUCAGCCUGAGAAGCCUGAGCAGCCUACCAAGCCCGUCUACGAGCAGCCCAAGCCCAGCAAGCCUGCUGAGACUCAGCCCGUGUAUGAGCAGCCCAGCAAGCCUGUCUACGAGCAGCCUUCUCAGCCCGCUACUCCCGGAAAGCCUACCUACCCCGGAAAGCCUUCCCAGCCCGCUCCCCACCACAACGGCACUGUUCCUGUCUACCCCAACCCUCCUGCUGAGUCCAGCAACAAGCCCGUUGUCCCCGCUACUCCCGUCCCUGAGGCUCCCGAGUGCGUUCCUUCUCAGUCUGUGACUGCCAUCACCAAGAGCUACACCACGGUCCUCACCACCGUUGAGUACUCUACCAUCCAGGUUCCCUGCCCUACUGGCGGCAACCCUGGCUACCCCAGCCAGCCCGGCAACCCUACCGGCCCUGCUGUUCCCCCUCCCGCCGCCACCACCCCCGCUGGUGGUAACCCUCCCGCUCACGGCAACGAGACUGUCCCCACUCAGCCUCCUGCCGUGACUGCUGGCGCCGCCACCUUCGCCGGCUCUGCCUUCUUCGCCGCUGCCGCCGGUAUCGCCGCUUUCCUCCUGGCUUAA
This is a messenger RNA of Fusarium keratoplasticum, 981 nucleotides long. RefSeq lists its product as uncharacterized. The record is from RefSeq and is a predicted model, not a curated record. Bases 1 to 981 code for a protein of 326 amino acids. Lineage: Eukaryota; Fungi; Ascomycota; Sordariomycetes; Hypocreales; Nectriaceae. The transcript is spliced from 2 exons.